CAAUGAGGAGCACGGAUAGUGGAAGGUGGCGCCCUUGCCGCCAUAUUUGAGUUCCGGGUAGCUGAAGGGAGGAGAGUUGCGCCCGGGCUUCCUGACUGCCGGCUCCCUAUGGGGGACCCCUGGAUGCAUCAGAAGCAGGAAAUGGAGCCAGUGACCUUUGAGGAUGUGGCUGUAAACUUCACCCUAGGAGAGUGGACUAUGUUGGAUUCCAGUCAAAAGAAGCUCUACAGAGAUGUGAUGAAGGAAACCUUUAUGAACCUGAUUUCCAUAGGGAAAACAGAAGAAGAAGAUAUUGAAGAGUACCAGAAGCCUAAGGGAGACCUGAGAACUCUGAUGGUUGAGAGACUCUGUAAAUAUGAUCGUGGUAAUCAGAAUAGAGAAACCCACCAACAGAGUCCAGAGCAUAUUGUGAAUGAAAAAAUGCCUCCUGCAAUAACCGAGUGUGAAAGAGACAUCAUUGCUCAUUUCCCCUCAGACACACACUUCAAAGGCAAAACUGGUGAGAAGCCAAACCAGUAUCAGGAACAUAUGGAGAAGACUUUAAAAUAUAAGAAAUGUUGGAAGGAUUUCAGUUAUUCUGAGUUGCUUCAGAUACAUAAAAGCCCUCUUAUGAGACAGAUACCUUAUGAAAACAAACAAUCUAACGAAGCCUGUAGGAGUUUCACUUCCGAUCAUGAUUAUGAGGGAACUUACACUGAAGAGAAAUCUUACAUUUGUAAACAAUGUGGGAAAGCAUGGAGUGAUUCCUGUAGCCUUCUCUGGCAUGAAAAAAGUCACGUUCAAGAGAAACGGCACACAUGUAAGCAAUGUGGAAAAGCAUUUAGUCGUCCCUCACAGCUUCACAAACAUGAAAGAAUCCACACUGGUGAGAAACCUUAUGUAUGUACACAUUGUGGAAAAGCAUUCAUUGAUCGCAGAACGUGUUGCAAUCAUGAAAGAACUCAUACUGGAGUGAAACCCUAUGUUUGUAAACAAUGUGGGAAAGCCUUUCUUCGUUCCUGCCAACUUCUCAUCCACGAAAGAAUUCAUACUGGAGAGAGACCUUUUGUAUGUAAACAUUGUGGAAAAGCUUUUACCUACUCCAGUGCUUGUUAUUAUCAUGAAAGAAUUCACACUGGAGAGAAACCCUGUGUUUGUAAGCAAUGUGGGAAAGCAUUUAAAUGUUCUGCAUACCUUCACAUACAUGAAAGAUCUCACAGUGGAGAAAAACCCUAUGUAUGUAAGCACUGUGGAAAAGCCUUUGCUUAUGCUACUGGAUGUCACAAGCAUGAAAGAAUCCACACUGGAGAGAAACCAUAUAUGUGUGUGCAGUGUGGGAAAGUAUUCAGUUUCCCUAGAUCCCUUCACAUACAUGAAAGAUCUCACAGUGGAGAAAAACCCUAUGUAUGUAAGCAGUGUGGGAAGUCUUUCAGUCAGGGAACUUCUUUGAGAAGACAUGAACGAAUUCAUACUGGAGAAAAACCUUAUGUAUGUAAGCAAUGUGGGAAGGCCUUCAUCCAACGGGAUGAUUGUUAUAGUCAUGAACGAACUCACACUGGAGAGAAACCAUACAUGUGUGCUCAAUGUGGGGAAACGUUCACUUUUUCCAAAUCCCUUCAAAUACAUGAAAAAAAUCACACUGGAGAAAAACCCUAUAUAUGUAAGCAGUGUGGAAAAGCAUUUACCUGUUCCACAUACCUUCUUAGACAUGAAAGAACUCACAAUGAAAAGAAACUCUGAAUAAUAUUUCUACCAGCGUAAAUCGUGGGAAUGUCUGACCUCAACUUUUAUCUUGAGGUAUGAACAAAGAAAGCAGAGAGAUAUUAGAUUAUGAGAGCUGCAGAAGUACAAUUUUGGUCCUUGUAUGCAGCUUUCUGUAAGAUGAGAACCUGUACACCAGGUGUGCUGGUGUGUGCCUUUCAUUCCAGCAACAAGAAAAUAGAGGCUAGACAGUUACAGUAUUGAAUGAAGCCUGUGCUAGUUACUGGGUUUAAACAUAACAUGGGAGGUUUAAGAACCAGUUCCAACUAAAUGAAAUUGUCUGUAAAUAUAAGGAAGUUGUGUUUUUACCAAUAAGAUAAAAUUUAUGAAAAUUUCUCAUGUGGUUGAGUCCUAUGAAAGAAAUGUGAAGAUAUUGAAGAUUAAUUUGUUGAGUGUUCCUUAAAAUAAACCACAUGAAAGAGAUACAAUAAGUUCUGAGUAUUUGUUAAAAACUUGAUUAUUUACAUAAGUAUGUUCUGUUUUACCGAGCUUAUAACAUCAGUUUGUCUCAUAACACAGAGAACAUAUGUAUACCAAAGUAACUCAUCAAAAAACCUAUUAAAAACGUUAGUCUAACUCACAA
This is a messenger RNA of Peromyscus maniculatus bairdii (prairie deer mouse), 2323 nucleotides long. NCBI's taxonomy places the organism in Eukaryota, Metazoa, Chordata, Mammalia, Rodentia, Cricetidae. The record is from RefSeq and is a predicted model, not a curated record.